AUGACGGAGCCUCGGAGUCUGCAGCACGCCUCGCCGUCCCUGCCCUCUGGAUACUGGGGCUGCCGGCGCCCCGAAUUCUCUUUCACGCGGGAAAACGGGGAUGGAGCGAUCCGGGUCUGGCACGAGCCCUCGGCAGGAAGUCACCGGCACCUGCUUUGUGGCAAGCCCUACUCGGCGCUGCCCCCAGAGCUCUCCUGGCCACCCGUGCAUCGAGCAAGCCCAAGAAGGGCCGGCACGUGCCCGCGGGGCUGGGGGGGCCUCAGGCCACCGGCUGGUACACUGGGCUCAGGGGAAGCCCCUGGACGAAGGGUGAUGCUCUGGGAGAAGAAAGGAGAAACAGUGAAAAAGAUGCGCGAGGAGAGCGGCGCCAGAAUCAACAUCUCCGAAGGAAACUGCCCGGAAAGGAUCGUGACCAUCACUGGCCCGACUGAUGCCAUCUUCAAGGCUUUCGCCAUGAUCGCCUACAAGUUCGAGGAGGACAUCAUCAACUCCAUGAGCAACAGCACGGCCACCAGCAAGCCGCCAGUCACACUAAGGUUGGUUGUCCCGGCCAGCCAGUGCGGGUCACUGAUUGGCAAAGGAGGCUCCAAGAUCAAGGAAAUCCGGGAGUCUACAGGUGCUCAGGUCCAAGUGGCGGGGGACAUGCUGCCCAACUCGACCGAGCGGGCAGUGACCAUCUCGGGGACCCCCGACGCCAUCAUCCAGUGUGUCAAACAGAUCUGUGUGGUGAUGCUGGAGUCCCCACCGAAAGGUGCCACCAUUCCCUACCGCCCAAAGCCCGCCUCCACCCCUGUCAUUUUUGCAGGUGGUCAGGUAAGAGCCGACCCGCUUGCUGCCUCCACUGCCAACCUCAGCCUUUUGCUGCAGCACCAGCCGCUGCCCGCCUAUACAAUUCAGGGACAAUACGCUAUUCCACACCCGGAUCAGUUGACCAAGCUCCACCAGUUGGCCAUGCAGCAAACCCCCUUUCCUCCCCUUGGACAGACCACCCCCGCUUUCCCUGGAGAAAAGCUGCCUUUACACUCCUCCGAAGAAGCUCAAAAUCUGAUGGGCCAGUCACCAGGUCUGGAUGCCAGUCCCCCGGCCAGUACUCAUGAACUCACCAUUCCCAAUGAUCUAAUAGGCUGCAUAAUCGGACGCCAAGGGACCAAAAUCAAUGAAAUUCGGCAGAUGUCUGGAGCACAGAUCAAAAUCGCCAAUGCCACAGAAGGGUCAUCGGAGCGCCAAAUUACCAUCACAGGAACCCCAGCUAACAUCAGCCUUGCCCAAUACCUCAUCAAUGCCAGGCUGACGUCUGAGGUCACUGGAAUGGGCGCGCUCUAA
Molecule: messenger RNA, 1323 nt
Organism: Gracilinanus agilis (Agile Gracile Mouse Opossum)
Lineage: Eukaryota; Metazoa; Chordata; Mammalia; Didelphimorphia; Didelphidae
Gene: PCBP3
Product: poly(rC) binding protein 3
Exons: 13
Coding region: 1-1323 (440 amino acids)
Biological process (GO): regulation of gene expression; regulation of RNA metabolic process
Cellular component (GO): cytoplasm; nucleus
Molecular function (GO): mRNA binding
Source: RefSeq, a predicted model, not a curated record